AUGGAUUUGGCGAUUCAAGUGAAAGAUGUGGAAAAAUCGUACGGAUGCAACCAAGUGUUGAAGAAGAUCCGUUUGAACGUCCCACGAGGAUGCAUCUAUGGUUUGCUGGGAUCGAGCGGGUGCGGUAAAACUACUUUGCUCAGUUGCAUCAUAGGCAGAAACAAAGUGGAUAACGGUGAUAUUUACGUUUUCGGGAGAAACCCGGACGGUCCUCUAGGCUCGAGAGUUGGGUAUAUGCCUCAGGAAAUUUCGCUGGUGCGCGAAUUUACAGUGAAGGAUUCCAUUUAUUUCUUCGGAAGAUUGUAUAAUGUGGACGAGGAUACACUGCAGCAGAGGUACCACGAGUUGGUCGAACUAUUGGAACUACCUAAAGAUAAUAAGUACAUUAAGGAUUGCAGUGGCGGCACGCAAAGGAGGGUUUCUUUCGCUGUUACCUUGGUUCAUAAGCCUAAAUUGCUUAUACUCGAUGAGCCUACUGUCGGUACCGAUUCUAUUCUUAGAGACAGGAUAUGGAAGUAUCUUCUAAAAUUAAGCCAAGAAGACAACGUGACUGUGAUAAUAACAACGCACUAUAUCGAAGAAACUCGACAAGCCAAUAAGAUUGGUUUAAUGCGAGACGGUACUUUAUUAAUAGAAGAAAAUCCAGAAAAAUUAUUGACUACUUACAAGUGCGGCAGCUUGGAGGAAACUUACCUAAUUCUCAGUCAAAGACAGGAGAAUAAACAGCAAAUACUAGAUACUUAUGAUAGUCCAACUUCACCAGAAAUCGUCGAAACUAAUGAAAUUUUACAAACUAAUCCUACUCCUGAAAAUUCUUCUCCACAUGAAGAAACGGUUACAGAAAAGCGAAUUUUCGCCAAGUUCAGAUUCAAAGCUUUGCUAGAUAAGAAUUUCAAAAUAUUAAGACGCAACCGUUUAGCAAGCUUAUUCCCUGUGCUACUGCCCGGUUUGCAGGUCUUCUUCUUCCUAAUAGCAGUAGGCAAAGACCCUACAAACGUCCCUUUUGGAAUCGUAAACGAAGAACGAACCCCGGAUUUCUGCAAACAUUUUUCUUUAAACGAAUCGGUGAAACGCGUGGGAAAUUGGGACUGCCACAUAGAUAGCGUUAGUUGUCGAUUCGUGGACUUUUUGAACAUACCUCUAAUAGAAGAGAAAUUCUACGAUUCCUCGAGCGAAGCGAUGGAUGAUCUGGAGAAAGGGAAAAUCAACGGAUUCGUCCGCUUGCACAGAAACUUGUCUGGGUUAAUGGAAAGUAGAAUAGUGGAGGGACUCGAUACUGAUGAUUUACCAGAUGAAGAAAUCCAGGUGUUUCUCGAUAUGUCGUCUCUAUUUGUAGGAGGAAUGCUCAAAUCGAAAAUAGCGGAGAGAUACGAACAAUUCCACGAAGAAAUUUACAAAGACUGCGGGUAUUUCCCCGAAAUCGCCAAGUUGCCUUUGAAAGUAGAAGAAUAUUUCUACGGCGAUAAAGACGAAGAAUUCAUCAUAUUCAUGACGCCCGGAAUUGUAACUACAAUGAUCUACUUCAUGGGCGUCAUAAUGACGUGCACCAUCAUUUUAGACGAGAAAAUUGAGGGAAUUUGGGAGAGAUCCAUCGUAGCAGGCGUGACGUCAUUAGAAUUGAGCUUAUCCCAUUUGGUAUUCCAAACCACUUUUAUGGUACUCAUGGCUCUGGAACUUAUGGCGAUCGUGUUCUUCUGCUUCCAACAACCAUAUAAUGGAUCAUUGUGGUUGAUAUUUGGCAUAAUCUACCUACAAGGACUAGCCGGGGUGGUUUUAGGUUUUGGAAUUUCGGUUGUGAGCAACAAUCACGUCACCGCCAACGUGAUAGUGUCCGGAAUAUUCAAUCCUUUGGUAUUGGUUAGCGGUAUGAUGUGGCCUGCGGAAGCCAUUAACAAGUAUCUCUUGAUGUUCGCGAAAUGUUUACCGUUGAAUCUUCCCACGACAGCUUUGCGGUACAUCAUCAAAAAAGGAUUGAGCUUCUCCGAUACCGAUGUAUUAGCAGGCUUUGGAAUGCUGGGAAUAUGGAUUCUCAUUCUCGCAGCUCUUAGUAUUUCGUACAUUAAAUGGAAGCGAUGA
Phyllotreta striolata is the source of this 2076-nucleotide messenger RNA. Lineage: Eukaryota; Metazoa; Arthropoda; Insecta; Coleoptera; Chrysomelidae. The record is from the annotation of a GenBank genome assembly.